Spirometra erinaceieuropaei is the source of this 378-nucleotide messenger RNA. The record is from the annotation of a GenBank genome assembly. NCBI's taxonomy places the organism in Eukaryota, Metazoa, Platyhelminthes, Cestoda, Diphyllobothriidea, Diphyllobothriidae.
AUGGUGCUUCAGUUACACGACGACAUGAUGGGGCGAGUCUCAGACAACAGAGCUGUGCCAGAGGCAUUCGCAAUGACCAAUGGAGUGAAGCAGGGAUGCGUUCUGACACCCACCCUCUCCAGUCUUAUGUUCUCUGUCAUGCUGAUGGACGCCUACCCUGAAGAACGCCCCGGGAUCCGCAUCCCUUACAGGACGGAUGGCCGCCACCUAAAUCAACGGCAAAUGCACUCCCAAUCGCGCGUGUCCACGACCCCCGUUCAUGAACUCCUCUUCGCCGACGACCGCGCCCUCAACACCACUUCGGAAGAGGCCAUGCAAGGGAGCAUGGACCUCUUCUCCGCCGCCUGCGAGAACUUCGGUCUGGUUAUCAACACGUAG